Kwoniella botswanensis is the source of this 1377-nucleotide messenger RNA. Its product is annotated as serine-tRNA ligase. The record is from RefSeq and is a predicted model, not a curated record. Gene Ontology annotation, molecular function: serine-tRNA ligase activity; tRNA binding; ATP binding. Lineage: Eukaryota; Fungi; Basidiomycota; Tremellomycetes; Tremellales; Cryptococcaceae. Gene Ontology annotation, biological process: seryl-tRNA aminoacylation. Gene Ontology annotation, cellular component: cytosol. The coding region runs from base 1 to 1377 and encodes 458 amino acids. The transcript is spliced from 8 exons.
AUGAUAGAUCUUAUUCACUUCCAAACUGAGAAGGGAGGUAAUCCCGAUAUCGUCCGUGAAUCCCAGAAGAAGAGAGGAGCAAGUGUGGAGUUGGUAGAUGAGGUGAUUGAGAUCUUUGGCGCUCACAAGCAAGCCCAGUUCGAGAAAGAAGGUGCCCAACGUGAACUGAACGCCCUUCAAAAAGAGAUUGGACAAAUCAAGAAAGCCAAAGGAGACGCCUCAGAGUUGUUAGCCAAGAAAGCAGAAUUGGACAAGAAGAUUGCGGAUUUGGUUACCAAGACGAACGAAUUGGUCACGCUGAGAGAUAAGAAAGCUGGUUUGAUUGGGAAUAUCGUUGAUGAGAGGAAUGCCGUUUCGAUGAACGAGGAUGACAACGCUAUCCUGCGAGUGUGGCACCCCGAGCCCAACCACAAAGGUAAUUCCGGUACCGGUCUAGCUUUAGAAGAUAAAUCGGAAGGUAUAUUAUCUCAUCACGAGGUUUUAUACAGAUUAGAAGCGUACGAUACCGAUAGGGGUGUCAAGGUAUUUGGACAUCGUGGUUUCUACUUGACCAACGAUGGUGUAGAUCUCAAUCAAGCUUUAAUCUCUUACGGAUUGGAUUUCUUGAGGAAAAAGUCUUACAAAAAAAUUCAACCUCCUUUUAUGAUUAAGAAAGAUAUCAUGGCUGCCACUGCUCAAUUAUCCGAAUUCGACGAAGCGUUAUAUAAAGUCACUGGUGAUUCUGAAGAUAAAUAUUUGAUUGCCACUUCGGAACAACCUAUCUCAGCUAUGCAUAUGGAUGAGAAUAUUCCUCCUCAGAAUUUACCUUAUAGAUACGCUGGUUACUCUACUUGUUUCAGAAAAGAAGCUGGUUCGCACGGUAAGGACACUUGGGGUAUUUUCAGAGUACAUCAAUUCGAGAAGGUCGAGCAGUUUAUCAUUUGUGAACCCGACAACUCCCCUGCCGAACUCGAUCGAAUGGUAGAGACCUCUCGAGAAUUCUACGAAUCGCUUGAAAUCCCUUACAGAGUAGUCAACAUCGUUUCUGGUGCUUUGAACAACGCCGCUUCGAUCAAAUACGAUUUGGAAGCUUGGUUCCCCUUCCAAGGCGAAUACAAGGAAUUGGUCAGUUGUUCAAACUGUACAGAUUAUCAAUCAAGAUCGUUGAACGUCCGAUUGGGAUUCAAGACUAAAGAUACUAAAGUCGGUUUCGUACAUAUGUUGAACGGUACCUUAUGUGCUACCGAACGAGCUUUGUGCUGCAUUGUUGAGAACUACCAGACUCCAGAGGGUCUCCGAAUCCCCAAAGUACUUCAACCAUAUAUGCAAGGAAGGGAAUUCUUACCUUAUACCGCUGAGUUGCCAAAGGGAACUACCAGUCAAAAGCAGAAGAAGUGA